Messenger RNA from Saccoglossus kowalevskii, 2799 nucleotides. RefSeq names its product plastin-3-like. Gene Ontology annotation, molecular function: calcium ion binding; actin filament binding. Lineage: Eukaryota; Metazoa; Hemichordata; Enteropneusta; Harrimaniidae. Gene Ontology annotation, cellular component: actin filament; actin filament bundle; cytoplasm. Gene Ontology annotation, biological process: actin filament network formation; actin filament bundle assembly. The record is from RefSeq and is a predicted model, not a curated record.
CACCCAUUCUGUUCAACUCAACUCAGUGGUUAAUGUUCAGCUAGCAUUCCUGGUACAAGAUGGCGGAUUUGUCGGAUGAUGAACUGUGCGAAAAGUAUGGUAUUACUUUGGACACCCUCGAUGAAAUUAAGACUCAAUUUCAGGAGUUUGACUUGGAUGGCAAUGGCAGCAUCACAACAAAAGAGUUAGGCACAGUUUUCAAGAAUAUAGGUAUGGACUUACCUCAGUAUAAAGUUAGAGACCUGGUGGCCUCGAUUGACCGGGACAAGAAUGGAAUGAUUGAAAUCAAUGAAUUUAUUGAGAUGUAUUCUGACAUGAAAUCUAAGGAAAUUGCACAAACAUUCAGACAAGCUAUCACUAAGAGGGAAGGUAUUGAAGCUAAAGGUGGCACAUCAUAUGCUUCAGUGGAAGGCACAACACAUUCUUUGUCUGAGGAAGAGCAAGUGGCAUUUGUCGAUUAUAUUAAUUCUAACAUGGCUGAUGAUCCUGAUCUGAAAGACAAACUACCCAUGAAACAUGGCAAGGAACUAUUCAAAAGUGUUGGUGAUGGAAUCAUGCUAUGCAAACUGAUCAACUUGUCUCAGCCAGACACCAUUGAUGAACGGGCCAUCAACAAAGGAUCUAAAUUGAAUCUUUACCUGAAACAUGAGAAUUUGACCUUGGCUUUGAACUCUGCCAGGGCUAUUGGAUGUAACAUUGUCAAUAUCGGUCCUGAUGAUUUAAUGCGUGGUACAGAACAUUUGGUUCUGGGUUUGAUGUGGCAGAUUAUCAGGGUUGGAUUGUUCGCAAAGAUUGAUCUACAGCAUAACCCUGGCCUCUUCAGACUCCUAGAGGAGGGUGAGGAUCCGGACCAACUACUGAAGAUGGCACCAGAAGACCUGUUGAUGCGAUGGGUGAAUUACCAGAUGGAACAAGCUGGACAUCCCAGGAGAAUUCAUAACUUUAGUUCUGACAUUAAGGAUUCAGAGGUGUACAUACAUCUUCUCAAGCAGAUUGCACCUGACAGUGUGGGACUUGACACUUCUGCUAUGCAAGAGAGUGAUCAUUUGACACGAGCUGAACUGAUGUUGGACAAUGCAGAUAAAAUUGGAUGUCGACAGUUUGUACAAGCCACUGAUGUUGUGAGCGGCCAUUCAAAACUUAACAUGGCUUUCGUAGCCAACUUGUUCAACAUGUACCCAGCAUUAAAGCCACCAGAUGAGGGAGAAGGGGAUGAAUUUGAGAGAUAUGAAGAAACUAGAGAAGAGAAGACUUUCCGUAAUUGGAUGAACAGUCUUGGUGUGAAUCCAUAUGUACAAUAUUUGUAUACUGAUUUAUGUAAUGGUCUCGUCAUAUUACAGCUCUACGACAUGGUGAAGCCAAACUUUGUGGAAUGGAGCCGAGUUACCAAACCACCAUGGCCAAAGCUUGGUGGUGGUAAAAUGCAAAAAAUUGAGAACUGUAAUUAUUGUGUGGAGCUUGGUCAGAAAAUGAGAUUUUCUUUGGUUGGGAUUGGUGGGAACGACAUUCAUGAUGGCGUUGAAACACUCACAUUAGCUGUUGUAUGGCAGUUGAUGCGUGCAUAUACUUUACGUAUUCUACAACAGCUAUCUGGUGCUGAUAAGCCGCUGUCUGAUGAUAAAGUUAUAGAAUGGUGCAACACCAAGCUGAAGAAUGCCAAGAAGACAUCAAGUAUUCGUAGUUUCCAAGACCAUAGUAUCAGUGAUAGUAGAGCGGUAGUUGAUUUGAUUGAUUCUAUACAAUCGGGUGCUAUCACUUAUAAGAACUUCAGAGAAAAUCCAACCAAUGACACUGAGAAGUUACUAAACGCCAAAUAUGCCAUUUCCAUGGCUCGCAAAAUUGGUGCACCUGUUUAUGCCUUGCCCGAAGAUUUAGUGGAAGUGAAGCCAAAAAUGGUGAUGACGGUGUUUGCUUGCCUCAUGGCACGGGGCCUCUCCAAAAAAUAGGAUUGUAUGCGGGACUCAAUUUCAAAUGAUGACUAAUUAUUUGCACUUUUCACAAUGUGUACAUCCUUAUUGGAAUAAACAGACAUUAGAUUAUAGAGAUUAUAGAAAUUAUUAUAUGAAAUAAAUUGAUCUAUUUUGCUGAUAUUUAGCCCUAUAAUAUUCACUCAAUAAAUAUUGUCUAAAUAAGCUAAUAUACAUGUUAGGUAUGAACAUUUGUUUGCGUACAUUAUUCAGAAAACUUGUAUGACUGCAUGUCUCUGAAUCCUUCGAUUGGCUGCCUUUAGUCAUUCUGAUUUGUAAUAUUAAUCCGACAUAUUUAAUGGGCAUGAUUUUUUUCUUGCAAGAAAUUUGAGCGUUUUUUGUCAACUGUCAUGUAUUUACACCUCAAAACCAUACAAUGAAUUUAUUCAUUUCAUACUCAUUUAUGCUUACCGUCUCUGCAGCAUGUUUAUAUUUUGCGUUCCAAAAUAUUUGUAUGUAAUAACAGCUCAUUUCAAUUUCACUUGUUUUUUGUGCAUGCAAAGUGUCUUAGUUCCGGUCGAGUUUUGAAAACAGCUGUCAAAGUCUGGUACAUUGUUUACAUCAUUUUAUGAUAAUACUUUAAGAAUGGAAUAAAUAAAAGGUUUGUAUAUUUUCUCAAGUAAGGGACAUAUCUAUAAAUUUUGCUUAUUAGUAUCAAUUGUAACUGCUACUUUUAUUUUUUAUUCUCUAAGAUUUUCAAUAUUUUUCAUUUGUUAAGAUUGAUUGUAGUUGAUAGAAUAUGGUGUCUUAUUUGCAUACUUUAUACUGGUUCCGUGUACAUGUGUUUGCUACAAUAUAUAAAGAGUGAUGAAUAUCAUCUAUUUUAAAGUUG